Molecule: messenger RNA, 1719 nt
Organism: Sclerotinia sclerotiorum 1980 UF-70
Lineage: Eukaryota; Fungi; Ascomycota; Leotiomycetes; Helotiales; Sclerotiniaceae
Exons: 2
Coding region: 1-1719 (572 amino acids)
Source: RefSeq, a predicted model, not a curated record
AUGGCACGUCACUACUACGAAGACGAAGAUCUUGACAUCCAUAUAUCCCGCGAAACCUUAACGCGAGGACGAGAUCCCGUCCCCACAAUCCCCUACCGACGACCACAACCACAACAUAAUCCCGUUCCAGUCCCAGGCUACCGGUACGGAACAUCCGCCUAUCUCACUCCAGAGAUCUCUUCCAUCCGACGAGCCCAUUCAACAGGUCAUCGGGAACGAUCUCCUUUUCCACCUCCUCCUCCACCCGUUGCUCCUGCUCCCAUUGCACAGCCUAUCAUCGUAGAUCAGCGAAGGACUUACAACAAUGAUUUCGAUAGCGAUAGCGAUGAUUCUUCCAUGUAUGAAAGCCGUCGUGCGAGGAGUAGAUUAAGUGUAGGAGAUGGAGGGAGACGUAAACAUCGAAGUCAUAGUCGUCAUAGUCGUCAUGUGAGUACUUCGCACAGUGGGACAUCAUCGGGACGAGGGAGUUUCACACGUGAAGAAUUUGAGUUGGAGGUGACGAGGGCGGAGUUGGAGAGGAUUAGGAUGGAGAAGGAGCGGGAGAGGAGUGAGAGGUUGGUGAGGGAUUCGGGGGAGUUGGCGAGAUAUAGAGCGGAGACGGAGAGAGAGAGAAAUGAGAGGUUGUUGAGGGAGGAUAUUGAGUUGAGGAUGACGAAGGGGGAGUUGGAACGGUAUAAAUCUGAACGGGAGAGGGAGAAGGAGAGAGAAAAGAAUGAGAGGUUAUUGAGAGAAGACAUUGAAUUGAGAAUGACCAAAGGGGAAUUGGAAAGAUAUAAAGCGGAGAAAGAGAUGGAAAAGAAGGAAAAAAUGUUAAGAGAAGAAUUCGAACUUCUCUCCUUCAAGGAAGAAAAAAAGCGAAUGGAAAAAGAAAAACGUAGUCAAGAGGAAAAAGAAAGAGCCGAGAGAGAAAUCAGAGAUACAUACGAACGAAUGAAACGCAUGGAACAAGAACGACACGAGCGAGAAAACAAAGCCCGGGAAGAAACGAUCGAAAAGUACAAGAGAGAAGAAGCCGAAAAGGCAGCUCGAGAACGCAAAGAAAAAGAAGAAAUAAUUGAGAAAUUCAAAAAACAAGAAGCGGAUCGAUUAGCGCGGGAGAGACAUGAGAGGGAACAAAGAGAACAGGAAUAUCAACGACGUCUUCAUGAAGAUCUUCAUAAAGCCGGUUUGAACGAACAGCAAAUUGUAGCUGUGAAAGAAGGGAAAGCUCUUCCGCCACCAGUGGCUCAGAUGCCUGCUCGUCCUCCUCCUGCUCCUACUCCAGUACAGCAAGCUCCUCCACCUCCGGUGCAGCAUAACCCUCCACAAUAUCAAAUCCAACCUGUGGGUCCAAGACCAACUUAUACCAGAAUGUCAAGGAAACAUUUGUCCCUUGAAACAUUACGUGUUUAUGGAAUUUCCUAUGAAUUCGAUAGAGAGGACCCCGAAUACCUCCUAAUCAAACGCUGGGUACCGGAAGAAGAACAAGACAUCCUCUGGACGCACACACGACAACUACGUGAAACACGAAGCCCAGCACCGCAAAAACAACAACAACAACAUCAACAACACACCAUCGAAUACGUCAAGGAAUACGUAGUAGAAGAUCGACAUAAGAAGAAACAUCAUCGGAAGAAUGAUGAUUUGCAGUUGGUUAUUGAGAGGAAGCAUAAGCGGGGACAUAGUCAUGCGGGGAGUAGGAGUCCGAGUCCUUGGGUUAGGUGGGCGGCGGGGAGGUAG